CAACCACAAACCUGCUAACACAUGACCACUAUAAACAGGAAGUAAUUGUUUCAUUGUUGUGGGUUCGUCUUAUAACUCAGGAUUAUCGACGCGAAAAUAUGCAUAAAUAUGUAAUAUAACUUCUUUUCUUCAUUAUAAAAAAAACGAGGGGAAUGGCAACGAUUAAACUGAGGUUGCUAUGGUGAUAGGUGGCUGUUUUUCACAAUCACUAUCAGUCAGAUCCCAGUCAUUAUGUAUCCCAGCGCCUCAUUGGCUUGCAGUGAGGACCAGUCCCCAACAGACGACAAUAUGGACGACUGGCAGUUCCUCUUCUCUGAGUCUGUUGAAUCUGUGGACGUAGACAUGAGCAGGAAAGCACAGGAUGCGGAGGACCAAAGCAAAUUCAAAUCUAAGUUGGUUUCAGUGUGGAACAGUGUAAAAUAUGGCUGGACCUUGAAACAGAAAUCACACUUCAAUCAGACCUCCCCUGUGUUUAUGCUUGGAAACUCCUAUAAACUCAGUAAUCUAGAGGAAAAAGAGUCUUUCAGACGCUCCUUUGCAUCUCUCUUGUGGUUGACGUACAGACGUGGUUUCCCUCGGCUCGGAAGCUUUUCUCUAACCACCGACAGUGGCUGGGGUUGUGUUCUGCGCACAGGACAAAUGCUGCUAGCAAAAGGCCUGCUCCUACACCUCAUGCCACCAGGCUGGACUUGGUCCAGGACAUACCAAGCAGUCAAAGAUGACAUGGACCUACCAACGACUUGCUCAGCAGUAGAUGCAGACACCGGAUGGAAUCUAGAGGAGAGGCCUAAAAAUAUGGGUCGAAAACUGAGUUUAGGCUCCAUCAUGGACAGACCCAUAGAUGCCAGACACAGAAGUAUGGUAUCAUGGUUUGCAGACUGUCCUGCAGCCCCUUUUGGGAUCCAUAAACUGGUGGAGUUUGGUAAAAGCUCAGGGAAGAAGGCUGGGGACUGGUAUGGUCCGUCCAUUGUGGCCCAUAUUCUCCGGAAAGCUGUGGCAGAAUCAACAGACAUUCCCAACUUGACAGUAUAUGUUGCACAAGAUUGCACAAUCUUCAAAGAUGAUGUUAAGAAGUUGUGUGAGCGACCUCACUCUGCUAACUCUGGUGCAGCGAGCCAGUCUUGGAUGUCUGUCAUCAUUCUGGUUCCUGUACGACUCGGUGGAGAGGCUUUCAAUCCUGCCUACAUCACAUCUGUCAAAGGACUCUUGAAGCUCCCAUGCUGCAUUGGAAUCAUUGGAGGCAAACCGAAGCACUCGCUGUUCUUUGUUGGCUUCCAAGAUGACCAUCUGUUGUACUUGGAUCCUCACUACUGUCAGCCCACAGUGGACACAAAACGAGAUCACUUUCCUUUGCAGUCGUUUCAUUGUAAGCAUCCCAGGAAAAUGGCGCUCUCUCGCAUGGACCCCAGCUGCACCAUCGGAUUCUAUGCUAAAGACCAGAAGGACUUUGAGAAGUUGUGUGCAGAUGUUAAUGAGGUUGUGUCUACAUCUGCAGAUGUAUAUCCCAUUUUUAUAUUUGCAGAAGGACAUGGUCGGUAUGAGGAGGAAACACUACCCACAAACAACAUCACUUACAUCCAGAGGAAGAAUGAGAAGAGGAAAACCAAGCCUAGGAAUAGUUUUGAUGAAUUUGUUAUGUUAUGAAGUAUGUGUGUGUAUGUCGGGUGGGGCACCGGAGAUCUACUCUGAGGGGAAAAAUAGUGAUCACCAAUAACACAAAUGUGAGUUGUGUAUUUUUGUUUUUGUGUGGAAACUUAAGUGCAAAAGAACAAUCUCCUCACCGUGCAAAAGCAAUAACAUGAACGGAUGUGUGAAGCUCUUGUUAAAUGAAGCGGUCAGGUAUCAAUAAGCUGAGCACACAGCUCGCGCCUUUAUUGCUGUUGUGUGCUCUUUGUAUUUUUAUUUAUAAUUUUAUUGGUCAUAAAACUGUUUAGCAAAUCACGCUGUCGUUGCAUAUUUCAUUUAAGUUAAUAAAAAUGUAUUAGUUUUUUUUUCUUGGUGACCAACAUUCAGGCUGCUGUUGUGCUAUAUGAUCAUGUGUCUCUCUCCAUCAUGUGACAGGAUUUCUGACGGGAUCUUUAAAAACUGGGUCUCUUUAAACAUGUGACUCACAAAUGGAAAACACUGAAAGAAAAUAGGUUUACUGAAAGAGUGGAUAAAAGAUGUGACUAGAUGUGCAGAUGAAGGAAAGAAAUCAAUGAAAGUCAUGUUUUCUGCAAAUCUUAAUAAAUUAUGUAAUUCUG
Messenger RNA from Thalassophryne amazonica, 2243 nucleotides. Its product is annotated as cysteine protease ATG4D-like. The transcript has 11 exons. The record is from RefSeq and is a predicted model, not a curated record. NCBI's taxonomy places the organism in Eukaryota, Metazoa, Chordata, Actinopteri, Batrachoidiformes, Batrachoididae. The coding region runs from base 232 to 1644 and encodes 470 amino acids. Gene Ontology annotation, molecular function: protein-phosphatidylethanolamide deconjugating activity.